Messenger RNA from Dermatophagoides farinae (American house dust mite), 4489 nucleotides. The record is from RefSeq and is a predicted model, not a curated record. Lineage: Eukaryota; Metazoa; Arthropoda; Arachnida; Sarcoptiformes; Pyroglyphidae.
UGUCAUGACCGAUGAAAAAAUGUCUAAAGAAAAUCAACCAGCUAAUAGCCAAUCUGAAUGCGAAUUAGCUGCCAGAUAUUUAACUGAUAUUUUUAAUUUACCACGAAAUUCUGAUCAAUCUUCUUUUUUAUUUUCUCAAACAAAUAGCUCCGAUGUGGAAUCAAAACUCGUUGACAAUAAUGGUGAUAGUGAAAGAAAAUCCAAUGACGAAAUAGAUCAAAACGAAUUGAAAAACGAAGAUUCAUCACUUAAUAACAAACGCUGCAAAUCACAUUCCGAACAUUUUGCUGAUGAGGAUGAUGAUUAUUAUGAUGGUGAAAAUGAUGAACAACCACCAAAUGAUGAAGAAUCGAAUGAUUCAAAUGGCCGUUAUGAUGAUUCACGAAAUUCAUUGCUAGACCCUAAUGAGGGCGAAAACCGUGAAUAUCGUUGUGAUCAAUGUACAAAAAUAUUUCAUUGGCGUUCAAAUUUGAUUAGACAUCAAGCAUCCCAUGAUCAUAAUCGUCGUUAUUCGUGUGAAGCUUGCCGUAAAUCUUUUACUGAUCAAUCUAAUUUACAAAGACACGUUCGUAGUCAACAUUUAGGUGCUCGAGCUCAUGCAUGUCCUGAAUGUGGUAAAACAUUUGCUACCAGUUCCGGGUUAAAACAACACACUCAUAUACAUUCAUCAGUGAAACCAUUUCGUUGUGAAGUGUGCUCGAAAGCUUACACUCAAUUUUCGAAUCUUUGUCGCCACAAACGAAUGCAUGCUAACUGCCGAUUACAAAUUCGUUGUGAUCGCUGUUCGCAAUCAUUUUCAACUGUAACUGCAUUGACAAAACACAAACGAUUUUGUAACGAUUCUGCUUCCAAUUCCGCUUCAACUCCGAAUUCCAAGACAGCAACCGGUGUUUUAAUUUCUCCAACAACUUCGACGGCAUCAAGAAAUAGCUGUGAAGAUUAUUUUCGAAAAAAAUCUACCCAAGCAAAUCAGCAACAAAAAUCUGGCAUCUCAAACAGUUUGUUGACUACUUCUUCUCUCUUUCCGAACAGUACCGAUUCACCACAACUUACCGAUGAUAACAUUGAUUCAAAUUUGUUGCAAUUAUUUCAGAAUUCGCCAUUAAAUCUACAGAAUCAAACAUUUGCUCUAGCCGCUGCUGCCGCUGCUGCCAAUCCACUUUUUAGCCAUCUACUUAAUCCUUUAUUGUUACAACAAACAUUUCUCAAUGAUCAGGUUGAGAAUAAACUUUCAGACAAACAGGAAUUCAAUGACAAAAACUCCAUUGACGACGCUGAUAUAAACGUUAACAAUAAAUUGGAUAAUAAAAACGACGACGAAACAGAAAGAUCUUCAUCACGUUCUUCUUCAGUUUCAUCACGUUCUGGAGAUUCAAACAAUUUUGAAGAAGAAAUUGUCUCUUUGAAUGGUGAUCCAAAGCAACCAAGUAAAUUGGAAAACAAUCUAAAAUUGAAAUCCUUAGAAGAAUCGAUAAGCGAUAAUCAAGAAUCGAACGAGCUAGAAAGUAACGGUAAUAAGAGAACAAAAGAAAUAAAUUUAGACAAAGAAGAGAAAGAAAUGUCGACAACAUCGUCUGGACGUCCACCAUCAUCACAACAUAAUCAUAGUCAUCGUCAUCAUAAUCGCCGUUCUUCACCAACUAGUCAUCAUCAAGACUUGUCUGCCACUGAAUCAUUUUCAAACAUGUUUCCAUUCGGUUCGACAAACACUAGUGCUGAAUCUGGUGGUAUUACAUCUCCGAAUUUUGAUUUCCGAACAGCCGCUGCAUUGGCACAGUCAAUUCAAUCGAAAUUAUUUCAUCGAAAUGCUACUGGUAAAGAUUCUCCGACUUAUAGUCUUAAUGAUGAACCAGCAAAAACAAAAAAGUCGACCAACUUUUCGAUCAAUUCUUUUCUUGAUCAAACUACCAAUGAAAAUAACGGUAAAAAACACGGAAGAAAUAAUCCAGAUGAAAAACCACUCGAUUUGAGUUCACCAUCUGGUCUUGGACCAACAAUGAAUCCGAUAGCAUUGAAACAUCAUCAUAAAACAGGGUUGGAUUCAUUGUUACAAACGACUAGUGCAUCAUCCAAUAACGCAAUGUUACAACAAGCAAUGGCCGCUGCAAUGGCUGCACAACAUUUCGGUUCUUCAUCAUUACCAUCAUCGUCAUCAUCGGCAAAUGAUCAUCUUAUCCGACAACAACAGCAAGCGUUAACUGCAUUUCUUUACGGUAAUCCUGCUGCUGCGGCUGCUAUGGAUCCUUCAACAGCAGCUGCAGCUGCAAUGUUUCAACAGCAACAGCAACAAGCAAUGAAUGCCCAACAAUUUGAUUGGAAUCAAAUUCUUCUAGAACAUUAUCGAUUUUUGAUGGCAAACACUGCAAAUAAACAGGCCAUAAAUGGUGGUAACGGAAACAAUCAAAAUGAUAAUCCAUUUUUGGCUUCAAUAGCAGCAACUACAAAAUUAUCGUCACCUUAUGGAAUAUCUGGAUCACGUAUUCCAUCAAAUCCAACAUCAGUUGCUCAACAACAAUCAAAUUCAUGGCUCGAAUCUUUUCAAACGAUGAAAAAGUUGAUUCAAGAUCAACAGCAGAGCAAUAAAACGCCUUUAAAGCAUCAACAGCAGCAAUCUCCAUCAUCGAAAACGUCUUCAUCAUAUCAUUCACCCGGAUCGUCUUCAUUUCUUGGUUCAAACCUAUCGGCGUUUCUAGGUGUCAAUCAUACAUCAGCUCCGGUUGUGAAUCAUAAUCAUCCACAUAGUCAGCAUCGAUACUCAAAUGGAUUUCCGGUUCAAUCAUCCGAACAGAGCGGUGCUGCUAUAGCUAAUAACACCUUUGCAUCAACUAUUUCUACUGCUGCUGCCACUCCCAUUUCAUCAUCUUCACCAAAUUCUAUUAAUAAAUCGCCAACGAUGAUGAAAAAUGCGGCCUCAUCUUCAACGAAUACGACAACAACAACAACACCAACAAAAGCGUCAUCAACAUCAGCAGGGAAAUCUUCAAAUAUUCAUCAACAGUCGUCGACAAAACAUCGAUACCUCAACUCUGGUCACCAUCAUCCGCAUUUGCCUACUAAAAUCGUUCCACCGAAUCCAUUGACAUCUCAUCGUUCCGGUAAAGAACGUUAUGCUUGUCGUUACUGUGGCAAAAUGUUUCCACGUUCAGCUAAUCUUACCCGACAUCUUCGAACACAUACUGGUGAACAACCGUACAAAUGUAAAUAUUGUGAACGAUCUUUUUCAAUUUCAUCGAAUCUACAACGACAUGUUCGUAAUAUUCACAACAAAGAGAAACCAUUCAAAUGCCACCUGUGUGAUCGUUGUUUCGGACAGCAAACUAAUCUGGAUCGACAUUUGAAAAAACAUGAAAGCGACCAACAAACAUUGGCAUUAUCAUCACAAACAUCACAGUCAUCUCAUCCACCCACUAUGGUUGAUCCAGAUCGAAUUAAAGAAUUUUUACGAUUGCAACAACAACAGCAACCGAAUCUACCAUUAGAUGAAAGUUAUUUUGGAGAGAUUCGUUCAUUUAUGGGCAAAGUGAUGAACAAUAAUAAUAACAAUAACAAUCAUCUUCGAAAUUCACAUUCUGCUGCAGCUGUUGUUGCCGCUAUAAAUCGUGGUGGUCAAAAUCUGGACGAUGUUCUGGCCAAAGCAGCAGGUAAUCCCACAUUGGAAACAUUGCAAAAAUUAUAUCCGCUUCUACCUAACUUGGCAAAUGCAUGGAAAAUGAAUCCUAAACUGAAUGGCAAUCCAUCGGCAUUAGAUAUGUUGGUGGAUCUUAGUGACAAAAAAAUUUCAGCGGAUAAAAAAUCAAAUGGAUCAUUGGAUGGUAAUAAUAGCGAAGCAACUAUGAUCGAAGAUGAUGAAGAUGAAGAUGUUGAUGAUGAUGUCGAUGAUGAGGAAGAAGAAUGUUCGAUAAACAGUGGAGCGGAAUCAUGUUCCGUUGAUGACGAUGUUAGUGGUGUAGAUAUUGAAUCUGAAUUGGAUGUUGAAACAGCAUCACCUCAGACGACAAUCUCGUCUACGAUUGCAACUAACAAUAAGGGUGGUGAUCAAGAAUCAUUAGUCGAUGAUGAUGAAAAAGAAAUAAAUGUUUCUAAAAAUUCAAGAAAACGUAAACAACAAUAUGAUGAUGAAAGAUAUAUAGAGAAUGAAGAAGAAUUAAUUGUUGAAGAAGAAGGAUUUGAGGAUGAAGAAGGCAAUGAAAAUGAAGAUCUUGAAGACAAAGACCAAUAUUAUGAAUGUGAAGAUGAGAAAGAAAAAGUCAGUAAAAAAUUGCCAUCACAUCGUAAACGUUCACGUAACAUGGAUGAUAGUAAUGAUGAGCUGGAAUCUGAUAGUAAAAUGGAAAAUGAAAAAGAGAAAAAAGAAGAUCCGAUUGAGGUUUGAUUCACCAAAAAAAAAAAAACCACCAAACAAUCCAUCUUUCGAUAUUUAUAAAAUUCGCCAUUGAAAUUAUUUGUAAUUUUUUCGUUUUUAUUCAAAUUUUUAAAAAUUAUUCAAAAA